Messenger RNA from Wallemia mellicola CBS 633.66, 1024 nucleotides. RefSeq names its product acetolactate synthase. The record is from RefSeq and is a predicted model, not a curated record. The annotation marks the transcript as partial. NCBI's taxonomy places the organism in Eukaryota, Fungi, Basidiomycota, Wallemiomycetes, Wallemiales, Wallemiaceae. Gene Ontology annotation, cellular component: acetolactate synthase complex; mitochondrial nucleoid. Gene Ontology annotation, biological process: branched-chain amino acid biosynthetic process. The transcript is spliced from 5 exons. Gene Ontology annotation, molecular function: acetolactate synthase regulator activity.
GAUGUCUUUAAUUUAUAGAUCGCUGAAACCUAGGCAGAUUAGCAAAUUAUUAACACGCUCAUACUCACAGCAGCCAGCCAACUCUGAUCCUGAUUCCACUUCGGCUUAUCAGUACAAGUUAGAGCACUCACCGAGAAGACCACCACCUUUGCCUGCCCAAGAGCCUCCAAGAAGAUGGACAGCAGAGGAGUCCGUAAAGAACAUCCUUUAUAAUACUCCUCCACCUUUGACUCAACCAUUUAAGAGACACAUCUUGAAUGCACUCGUACAAAAUGAACCUGGUGUUCUUAGUCGUGUAUCCGGUAUUUUAGCCGCAAGAGGUUUUAACAUCGACUCAUUAGUCGUCUGUCGUACAGAAGUUCGCGAUCUUAGUCGGAUGUGCAUCUGUAUCAGAGGUCAAGACGCAGUCGUAGAGCAAGCGAGAAGACAACUCGAAGAUUUAGUACCUGUAUGGGCUGUACUUGAUUACACUAACACUAGUGUCAUCGAACGUGAACUUUUGUUGGUUAAAGUUUCCCUCCUUGGUCCAGAAUACUUUAAUGAACAUUUCAAACCAUCAAGUUCAGAUCCCUCAUUUAGCUUAGAGUCAGCUAGGACAUACGAUGAAGCUAUCACUCAAUUCUCGAACACCCAAAGACCUUCUGAAGUUCAAGAAGAUUUGACCAAGAUGUCAUUAUCUGAGGCAUUACGCACAAAGCACGCACAUUUGUCUGCGUUGAAGAACCUCGCUGAACAAUUCAGUGGUAAAUUAGUUGACGUUAGCUCAGAUAGUGUAAUUGUUGAGGUUACCGGUAAAAGCACCAGAUUGGACGCUUUCCUCGGUUUAGUUAGAGCUUUCGGUGUACUUGAAGCUUCUAGAACAGGUAUGAUGGUCAUGCCUAGAACACCAUUACCAGCUAGCUGGGCGGAGGAGAUCGACGCAGCAGCCGAAAUUGAUGAAGUCGACAGCUCACUCUUACCUCCAGGUUAAAAGUUUCCUAUUUACUGCUUUUCUUUUAUUUUAAAUACAUUUCAUUGGGAUUCC